GAGGGAGAGAGAGAGAGAGAGCGCGAGGGAGAGGGAGAGGGAGAGAAAGAGAGCAAGAGAGCGAUGAACAAGGAAUGUGCCACUAAUAAGAAACCGGAGCGUCGCUGAGGACGCAAGAGAGGAGGGCAAAAGAGGGAACGGCUGAAGAAAAACGACUAGAAAUGCGCUAAAAAGUAGCGAAGGGGGGCGAAAAGGGGCAAUACACAGCCGACACGUGAAUGGAAGGAUUAUAAUCCACCGUUGGAGGGAUUUUGACGCUCCCCAUGCGGAGAUUUGAACCAUGCAGGGACUGCUGCUGCUUCUGAGUUUGGCGUUGAGUUUUCACAGAGUGCGGACGGCGCGGUUCUCUCAGGAGCCUGCAGACCAGUCAGUGGUUUUGGGCCAGAGGGUGGUCCUGUCCUGCGUGGUCUUCAACUAUUCGGGCAUUGUGCAGUGGACCAAGGAUGGACUGGCCUUAGGCAUUGGAGAAGACCUCCGGGCCUGGCCGCGGUAUCGAGUGUUGCGGCUGGUGGAUGUUGGGCAGUAUAAUUUGGAGAUCUCAGCUGCUGAACUCUCAGAUGACUCUCUCUAUGAGUGCCAGGCCACGGAGGCAGCGCUGCGCUCACGACGGGCCAAACUCACCGUCCUCAUUCCUCCUGAUGAGCCGGUGAUUGAGGGGGCCCCGGAGAUCCUCCUCACAGCAGGGGUCCCAUACAACAUGAGCUGCGUGUCCCGCGGAGCCAAACCCGCCUCUGUCAUAGAGUGGCAGAAAGACGGCCUGCCGAUAGAGGGGGCCGUCAGCACCACGGAGGUGCUUCCAGACAGGAAACGCGUGACCACACGCAGUUACCUGCCCAUUUCACCAGUAGAUACAGACACGGGGAAGAACUUCACCUGUGUCGCUACUAACCUGGCCGUGCCGAUGGGCAAACGGGCCACUAUCACCCUCGAUGUGCACCACCCACCGGUGGUGACGUUAUCCAUUGAGCCUCGCUCUGUAUUGGAAGGAGAGAGAGUGACCUUCACCUGCCAAGCUACUGCCAACCCACUUAUUAUGGGUUAUAAGUGGGCAAAGGGAGGUGUGGUCAUACAGGGGGCGAGAGAGAGUGUUUUUGUCACCAAGGCUGAUCACUCUUUCUUCACUGAGCCUGUGUCCUGCCAAGUGUUCAAUGCUGUGGGCAGCACAAACGUCAGCAUACUCGUCGAUGUCCACUUUGGCCCUAUCCUGGUUGUGGAGCCUAAACCAGUAACAGUGGAUGUAGACUCAGACGUCACUUUAAAUUGCAAGUGGGCGGGAAAUCCUCCCCUCACACUAACCUGGACAAAAAAGGGUUCAAGCAUGGUUUUGAGUAAUAAUAACCAGCUCUAUCUGAAGUCCGUUAGUCAGGCAGAUGCUGGUCAGUAUGUGUGUAAGGCCAUCGUGCCUAGGAUCGGAGUCGGCGAGACAGAGGUCACACUCACUGUCAACGGUCCUCCCAUCAUCUCAAGUGAACCGGUCCAGUAUGCAGUUCGAGGGGAGAGAGGGGAAGUCAAGUGUUACAUUGCCAGCACCCCUCCUCCUGACAAGAUCGUGUGGGCAUGGAAGGAAAAUGUGUGGGAAAAAGAGAAGGGGACCCUAUCAGAACGAUACACAGUGGAACAGAGCAAACUGACCACACAGGGCGGUGCGGUGCUGUCCACCCUCACCAUCAACAACGUCAUGGAGUCAGACUUCCAGUCCACAUACAACUGCACUGCAUGGAAUUCAUUCGGACCUGGGACCAUGAUCAUCACACUGGAAGAGACUGAAAUAGUGCCAGUGGGGAUCAUUGCAGGAGGCACCGUCGGCUGUUCGAUUCUGCUUAUCCUGUGUUUGCUAGCGUUAGUGCUGUUUUUGUAUCGGCAACGCAAAGGAAGUCGUCGCGGGGUCACGCUUGGCAAGCCAGAUAUCAAGGUAGAGACCAUAAACAAAGAGACCCACAGUCUGGAGGAAGACUCUGGGAGCGUCUCCACUGCAACACGCAUGGUGAAGGCCAUGUACUCUUUUUUACCUUCUGUGACCCUCUCUCCCUCCUCCCAGCCUUUUAAAGAUGACAUUGACCUCAAACAGGAGUUACGCAGUGACACGCUGGACACACGCCAGGACUACGAGCUCAAGGACCCAACAAACGGCUACUACAACGUGCGAGCUUCCACCCAUGAUGAGGGACGUCCCGCUUCCCGAUCCAUGCACUACUCAGACUAUCGCACCUCUGGACAGCCAGGGGGCGCUGCGGCCGUUGUGAGCAGUAGCUCAGGAGCUCCCGGAGCUACGGCAGGUCCAGGAACACCGAGCAGCUUGGCUCCGGGAUCACGAGCGGGCUGCUACGACCCUCGCCCUCCCUCCAGACUCUCGCACAACAGCUACGCCCAAUUCAACACGUUCACCCGCGCCGGACAGUCCCAGCAGCCUCCGCCCAGUUCUGGCCCACAGACUAGCGACUUCACCGCUGAAUGCAGCCUCUUGGACUCUACCGCUCAGCUCGGAUACGAAAAUUACGGCUACCCGCACUAUCCGACAUUUCGGAUGGGUUUUGGUCCGCCUAGCCUCGCCCCGUUAGAAGGCGGGCCGGCGUAUGAGAUGUACGGAGUCGGGCCGAGCGUCGGCGCAGGAGGCGGAACCGGAACCCCAGAGACUGGACUUGGGAAAUACGGCAGUUCCACACGGUUCUCCUACACCUCCCAGCAUUCCGAUUAUUCCCACCGACACACACAGAGGAUGCAGACACAUGUGUAAAAGAGAAGCAUCACGUGUACGUAACAUAAGUUACGCCGAUAUCGGCCAUAUAAGUACACACACUCACACAGAUACACAGGAUGGAAAUAAUGAAUGAAACGGAGAUAAAGACGGAGGGUGAACAAACAAAGAGAAGCUCAAAGUAAACGGAGGCCGAGAAAUGAGAACGGAAGGCAGGGCAGGAGUGUCUUGGCGUUUAUUUCUCAGCUCCAGGAGCUGAAAGCGAAAGUCACAAUCAAGAAAGACUGGUGUCUAGAAAAGAUCUAAGAUCUUUAUACCGUUCACUAAAUCCUGAAUGCUUUUAAUAAGCAUGAUCACAGAGGUAAUUCCUGAGAAAUGAAGGGUGCCUCUUAUAGGCUUAUAGUCAGAGAUGGUCAUGUGAGAUACAGUACAUGUAUGAAUUCUCUUCAAUGGCUUCUUCAACUUCUCUCCUUAUGCUUAGCUUAGUUUAAAGGGCAUUUAAUGACAAAUUGCACAAUGUACAGUGGGGUCCAAAAGUCUGAGACCACCAAAAUUAUUAUUAUUUUUUUAUUAUUCAAAUUUUGACGUGAACUGAAAAUUUCAGGAAUAAAAAAAUGUGAACCAGGCAAAGCUAAUUGAUUACGUCACUAAUCAAAAGUAAAUUCUUGCUUUCAUUAAAGCCCAAGAUGCUCUUUGAAACGUCCUUAAAUCAUCCUGGAUUACAUGGACAAUCUGUUGAAAAAUCAGGAGAUGUUUUAGACAAACUGCUGAAUUCUGUAUGAUGCAUUUAAGUAUAGUAAUAAUGUGUUUACCAAAUUUAAAUCCAUUAAAGCAAUGGGUCUCAACCAGGGGACUUCCAAGGGGUCUCAAGAUGACUUAAAUGAAUUCUUAAAAUAAGACAAAACAAGUAUUAAAGUAUAAUAAACCUACUAAAAAUAGGAAAGCCAGGGUUCCUGCUGCCUUAAAAACAUGGAUAAUGUAUAAGGUAGCCCAAUUUUAAAAGUGUGAUUUCUAGACCUGGAAAAGUCACAUAAAUUAAUAAAAUCUUAUAACUUUUUAUUUUUAAAUUUUUAUAAAGAAUUACAUUUUUUAAAGAUGUAUUAUCCUUAAUUCACAAACUGAAAAAAUUAGCCAAUUUAUUAGAAAAUGAUUAAACGUUAGAAUAUUAGAAAAGAAGGCUUUUAGACCCCACUGUACACAGUUACCUAUGUCACAAAAUAUAUCUUUAUUUUUCCAUUCAUUCUCAAAUGAAGGUCUGCAUUCGACAAAGGAAAUGAAGAGCACACGAUACUCGUAUAAUACUCUUGAUGACCAAAGCAACGUAUUUUGAGACUAGAUGAUUCUUUAUUAUUUUGUGUGUAAAUCAGCAUCUACCUGGCUAUCCAGCUUGCUGAGCUACCUCGUUAAACAGCGACCAACCGGCGUUACGCUAAUCCAUAAGCAGAGCAGCUGUAUUUGUGCAGAAAGGUCCAACUCGAUUUAAAAAAGCACUUUUUGGCAUUUGCAAUAAAACACAUUACCCUUUAAAUUUUAACAUUAUGACGGAGACAAGUUGAGGAAGCCAUUUAACUGUUUCCAGACAUGGUCAGCGAUAGCCAUUUAGUUCACUAUCCUACAAAUAGUUCAGAACCAUGGAAUAUAUAUAAAUCUAUAUACAUAUUCAUAUACAGGAAUGCCCCACUCUUUUCCAUGGUGCUUUUGUAGUGGGGUCAUUGUUUGCACUGCAUUCCAGUAUUCUAGCUUAGAUUACCCUCAUAAUCGAUAUGUAAUCUCUCAUUUGCACACUAGGCUAGAGCGUUCUCUCUCUAUGUUUCGAAUAUUACCGAAAAUCUUCUUUUUUUGUCAUAUUUCUGUAAGUGAUUCUGGACCAAAGGUUCAACAUUAGAGUAUCAGUCUUUAUUUGGGUGAUAUUCACCUCAACGAACAAGAAAAUAUGCAGAUUUGUUUGUUAUCGUUGUUUGCGAAUUUAUUCGGUCGCGAGUGACCUAGAGUUUUUCUUCUUUUUUUCGUGUUUUUGAGGGUUGGGAACAGUAGAGAAGGUCUUAAACUGAUCCAGCCUUAGGUAUUCAAACUCACCCUUACUGAUCUAAGAUCAGGCUGCUAUCACAUUCGUCUUAAAGGUCAAAUUGGAACUAAUUUAAGGUCAAAGAUCGAGAGUGGUUUUUAACGUGCUAGUAGGACUUUCAUGUGAGGUUUGGGAGCGGAAAGUCUUUCACUCACUUAUUCACACAGACACACACCUGAUAUUUGUGCCAAACGAUUUGAAGUAUUUCGAAAAACUACCUUACGGGGACCAGAGAUGGUCUAUGAACUGUCUUCAACGGGUUUUGAAGGAUGCCAUUAUCAAAGCAAUGAUGACAAAGGAGAAACAUGAGGAUGAAGACAACCCCUCUGAACAGUGAGGUCCUCGCUCUCUGCGACUAGUUUUCGUCUUCGUCCACAUUUCGAACGAGCCUUGUAAAUACUUUCCCAUGUGUAAUUCCGACUUCAAGUAUUAUUUUACAUCAUCCAAUGUGAUGCACUCUUUAAAUGCAGUAUUGUUAUGUUUUCAAUUGCGUGAAGAAGGUUGACAAACACCACAGCGAUGGUACUUUCUGACUCGGUACAGUACAAAGAGGACGAUGAGUAGCUUGGUUGGAGCCAGUACGAUACCAAGGAGGAGGAUCCAGAAACAUCUUGAUGAACCUGCUUGAGCUGCCAAUCUCUCAUCCUUUAUAUUGAUGGCCUGGGGAAUAUCUUGUGGGACAUGUGACCCACUGGACAGUAUUUGCAUUCCCCAUCCCAUCUAAGAACUUGAAGCUCCACGAAGACGAGAAGAAGGAAUUUAUGAAGGAGUGAACAAAAUAAAGAGUGGCCUUAGGAAAACAUGACUUUUAUAUUCCCUCACUUUAUAAACCGGCUUAAGGCCAGAGGAGUGCGUGCAGAUGACGGUAUGUGUGUUUUUGUGUGUGCGAUUGAGCGUGAGUGCGAGUAUAUGAAAAUCUUUAUGUAAUCUGUUCAUUUACUUCUCUCACGUUCCUGCUCCAAUACUUUUCUUCUGCUGGUAGGAGUGUAUCCUGUAUAAUUGUGUCUUAGAAAAUAAACGUUGACUUACUGUACUGUUCUUGGUAGCUGAAAAAAUGUUUGACAGAUGUACAACAAAAGUUAUUGAUUUUUUUUUUUAUUUCCCUUUGAUUUUUUCCAAUAUUUUUUAAAAAUGUUACGUAAUUAUUUUUUCACAGUAUAUCAGAAAUAAAAGCACUG
Messenger RNA from Onychostoma macrolepis, 5938 nucleotides. RefSeq names its product kirre like nephrin family adhesion molecule 1a (gene kirrel1a). The coding region runs from base 281 to 2734 and encodes 817 amino acids. The transcript is spliced from 15 exons. Gene Ontology annotation, biological process: cell-cell adhesion. Gene Ontology annotation, molecular function: cell adhesion molecule binding. The record is from RefSeq and is a predicted model, not a curated record. Lineage: Eukaryota; Metazoa; Chordata; Actinopteri; Cypriniformes; Cyprinidae. Gene Ontology annotation, cellular component: cell-cell junction.